This is a messenger RNA of Triticum dicoccoides, 1364 nucleotides long. RefSeq lists its product as uncharacterized. NCBI's taxonomy places the organism in Eukaryota, Viridiplantae, Streptophyta, Magnoliopsida, Poales, Poaceae. The coding region runs from base 1 to 1215 and encodes 404 amino acids. The record is from RefSeq and is a predicted model, not a curated record. The transcript has 3 exons.
AUGGCGGCCAGCAGCAGCGGCGACGAGAGGUGCACGCCCACGUUGAGGAGGAGGAUGAGCUGGCGGAGCAGGGCUAGGAGGAAGAACCUACAGCAGCAGCAACACACCGAUCGCGACGAGGAGGAGGAGGAGGAGAAGGAGCAUGAUGAUGAAGGGCGGGUUCCCAUGCAUAUGCAUAUGCAGCAGUAUAGGUACAGCGACACCCUGCUCCUGUUUCGGUCCCGGGACGCGGCGCUGCCGUUCAAGCUCCGGCAGAUCAUCACGUCGGACAUCCGGCUGCUCACGCUGCUCGAGUCUGGGCUGCCGUCGUGGGUCAUCUUCCUGCAGUCGUACCCGGUGCUGUGCCACAUGUACCGGCCCUGGAUGCGGCCCCUGGCGCGGAGCCUCUACGUCAUGGCCUCCCUCGUCACCGUCAUCAUCGGCUUCUACGACCUGUACAAGAACGUGCCACUGCUCAAGUCGGCGGCGGCGCGCAUCUGCGGCCCGCUCUUCGAGUGGAUCGAGACGUGGGACAUGGUCACCCGCAUCCAGUACCUGGGCACCAUCCUCUUCCUCCGCAACCUGCGCAAGUUCAUGCAGGGGCUGCUCGCGCUCCUGCACGCCGCCAGGGCACUGCUCCGUGUUAUGCUCGCUCCAUUGGCCGACCUAGGCUUGUGUCAGCUGCUUGCCACACUGGUUGUCCUAGCCUCACACGUGUGGCGCCUGGUGGUCGACCUGGCAGAGGUGGUGUGGGCGCCGUUCGACGUCGUGCUCGACUGCGUCGCCGGAUUGGUCACAACCUUGUGGCCGGUGCUCAAGGUGGUGGUGUUGCCAGCGAGGUUUGCGGUGGCGGUCGCAGCGUGCGCGGGGUCCGUCUUGUCCAAUAGCUACAACUUCUUCAAGGACAUCUGGGAGACUCUGAGUAGCAUCUUCGAGCUCAACCACAUGUCGGAGGCGCAACAAAGCGCCUUCGACAUGACCACGCUCAAGACGCUAUGGAAUGACCUCUUCUCGCAGAUCUUCCGGGCCAUCAGGGGCAUCCUCAAUGGCAUCCUUGUCUUCUUCUACGCCUGCAACAGGCACAGGCUCAGCAUCUACAAUCACGCACAAACAAGGUUGCGACAUAUGCUUCGUGUCACUAGAUUGGCGCCAAAGCAACAUGCAUCAUGCCACUGCAGCUCCACCAAGCACCCAAACCAUGAGGAUGCGCCCGUCGAAUGUGAUGUAUGCAAGUGACCAAUCGUAGAUACACUCUUGCAUCAAGUGAGAGCCAACCACAAGUUGUAUCACUAGAUGGGUGUCGUUUGUUUUUUGAAAGGGCGCCCGAUUUUGUGUACAUAGGAUUGUCAAACUUUUUUUUCCUUUAGGAGUAAGGGUUUGUAUCA